Ochlerotatus camptorhynchus is the source of this 836-nucleotide messenger RNA. It is a transcript of the gene LSm-4, whose product is annotated as Like Sm protein 4. Bases 55 to 732 code for a protein of 225 amino acids. The record is from RefSeq and is a predicted model, not a curated record. Lineage: Eukaryota; Metazoa; Arthropoda; Insecta; Diptera; Culicidae. Gene Ontology annotation, cellular component: nucleus. The transcript has 3 exons.
UAGUGCUAGUUGUUCAUGAGAUGAUGAAUUUUGUUUACUAUUUUAAAUUCAUUCAUGCCUUUUUGUACGACUUCGGUCUUUGAAAAUCAUUUUUUUUCUUAUCGGAUCGUUAUGUCCUCAAAUUUUAAAUAUUCGCUGACAAAAGUGUAUAAAAAUUACCAAAAAUAUGUUCCCGAGUUAAAGUCUACAGCAGUGUUGCGAACUAUAAUUCAAAUUUGCGUCCACUACAUCGAAACCAAGUCAUGCUCCAAAGAGGUGUUGGAUCGUGCUGUGAAGAAACUCCAAGCAUCAAAUCAGGAUGUGCCGGAGCACUUUUGCGAACUAUUUGCUGCCAUACUCCAGUUGAUCCAGCUGUACCUCCGCUAUCCCAAGGGAAUCGUCAAGGAUGAUGAAUUGAAGGAAACUUUGAAGGAGCUGAAAUUCCGAGAUGACUGCAUUAACGAUAUCGUAAAGGUUCUUCACCAUCAUCGAGAUCCAUUGAGUCUGAACUAUCGAGAGAUGCGUAAUCUUCGGUCGCCUCCCAGAAAGCUGGUUUGGCGCAUCAAUAUUUCCUUCAUUGACAGAUCAUCGUCACGGCACCCAACCAUCAUUCUUCACAUCCAGAAAACCGAUGGAGAAUUCCUGAGCUUUGAGCUGAGUGUAUCAAUGUUCCAUAGGCUACGCUACAAUGUUGCAUCUUUGCUACAUGAACUACAAACCCUAGAAAGGAGGCAGAGUGUGAGGAAAUCAUAGAAAAACAACCUUAUAUUCUUAUCAGCUUAGUGCUGUUAUUAACUCACAAUAUUCUAGCACUUCGAACGGAUGAUCGAUUGAAAAUAAACAACACCAUUCCAAUA